AUGGAUAACAAACUAGCAAUCUCCAGCAUCUCCAUAAGCCAGUACCCCGGCCAUCUGCUAGAUCAGAAGAUCACCGCCGCCGCCAAUGGUGGCUAUUCUGGCAUCGAAAUCGUGUACAAUGACCUCGAAACCUACGGCAAAGCCCAUAACAUCCCAGUUCAUACGGCAGCCCUAAGGAUACUACAUCUUUGCCAAUCCCUAGAUUUCCAAGUGUUGGCCUUGGCCCCAUUUGAAAAUUACGAGGGUGCCUCAACCCCUUUAGACCAGCGACUCGCUCUCGCAAAGCAUUGGAUGGAAAUCGCUCGCCUACUGAAAGCGCCCUACCUCCAAGUCCCCUCAAUCUUCGCGAAUGACUGCAGCCGUGAUGAAAAAGUCAUUGUAUCGGAUCUGCAACGGCUAGCCGACCUAGGUGCCCAAGAACCCACAGUCGCAAUCGCCUACGAGGCUCUUUCCUGGGGCAUUAAUUGUUCGACCUGGGAGUCUGCGCUGGAUCUCGUCAAUCGCGUUGAUAGGCCCAAUUUCGGUCUUUGCAUGGAUACCUUCCACGAAGGCACGAGGGUGUGGGGUGAUAAUGCCUCUCCGAGUGGAAAGCAGAUGGAUGCGGACUUGAGGUUAAGGGAUUCGCUCGCUCGGUUUGUGCACGAUUGUCCGGUCGAGAAGAUAUUCUACGUGCAGCUUUCGGAUGCGGAGAAGUUUAAUCCCCCUUAUUCGGAGGUGCAUCCUUGGGCCCGGCCUGGGGAGGCUAAGGAGUUUACGUGGUCGAAACAUGCUAGGCCGUUCCCUUUGGAGAAAGAGAUUGGUGGGUAUUUGCCUGUUGCGCAGAUUGCCAGGGCGUGGAUUGUGGAUAUGGGGUUCACGGGUUGGGUUUCUAUGGAGGUUUUUGAUCGUGCUAUGAGGGAUGGGAGUGUUAGCCCUGAGAUUGCUGCGAGGAGGGGAGUUGAGUCUUGGGGGAAAGUGAAAGCUGAGAUGGGAGAUCGGUCGAGACUUUGA
Penicillium olsonii is the source of this 990-nucleotide messenger RNA. Lineage: Eukaryota; Fungi; Ascomycota; Eurotiomycetes; Eurotiales; Aspergillaceae. The record is from the annotation of a GenBank genome assembly.